Molecule: messenger RNA, 1287 nt
Organism: Cydia strobilella
Lineage: Eukaryota; Metazoa; Arthropoda; Insecta; Lepidoptera; Tortricidae
Exons: 9
Coding region: 40-1287 (415 amino acids)
Biological process (GO): proteolysis
Molecular function (GO): serine-type endopeptidase activity
Source: RefSeq, a predicted model, not a curated record
UCUACCGUGAGACGAAUUGAGAUAAUAUGUUCAGUAAUAAUGAAGUUUUUAUAUAAACACACGUCAAGUUGGCAAGACAUUUUCAUAUUGAUACUUAUUCUUUCACAAUUAACCAAAGCAGAUCGUAGGGUACUAGAUGGAAAGGAUCCCACACACAACAGGAAUUAUGUGGUGUACUUCAUAAAAGCAGACGACUCCAUACAAUACGACGCCUGGCUCUGUGGCGGGGCCAUAGUCAGCCCCUGGUACAUCUUAACUUCUGCCGCCUGCAUGGAGGAUGUUAAGCACAUGUACGCCAUCGCGGGCUACAGGAACUAUGUGCAUUAUGAGCUGCUCAACGAGGACCGGUGCGCUAAUUAUACUAAGAGGAAGAUCAUAUUCAAGUGCCUACCCAGAGAUUACCAAUUUGACUAUCCAAGGGUAGAACGGUGGGCGAAUAUCGACCUGGCUCUAGUGAAAGUGGAAAAACCUUACGACUUCUCCGACAACUCAUACUUGAACCAUCAUUGCUCGUACAUACCCAACAAGAUUGAUAUCAACUAUGAUAUAAAGCUGCAAGAAGCUGGCACUGAUGCUAUUGUGUUUGGGUGGGGACAUGUACAAAAAUGGAGAGAAAUGAAUGACACAUUAGAUUACAACCAGGAUUUCCUUCUCUACGGAUCAGUCAAACUCGCCCCCAAACAAGAGUGCAUGGAACACUUUGACAACGGGAUAUUUAGGAGUAUAAUAGAAAAGUACAUGAUCUGCAGCCUGGAUGAGGGUAAUAUCAAUGACGCGGGAGAUAUUAUUAGAGAUUACGACGGACCCGAGAAUUAUGCAGUAGACUGCGGGCCGGGGGCCUUGAGGAUAGGAGACAAGUGUCUCUAUUUAAGACAAUUUACAAGGAAAAGAGGAAUCUGCCAGAACGAUCACGGAGGUCCAAUAAUCACUUGGAGGGGUCCAAAAGAAGUUCUCAUAGGCAUUUCAUCCGUAUUCAGAGUUGAAAACGGAACGCAGAACUGCGUACCUCCAUUCCUAUACACCAGCACGCAUUGUAAUGGAGAAUUCAUCCACUGUCUCAUGAACACGGCUGAGGAUGGAAACAUGGGCGAAGAAGAUACUCGCAGAUGUGACAAACUAGCAAAACGGAGUGGUUUCAACAUCGUCAGACGAACCAUUUCAUGGAUCGGACAUCCGGAUGGACCCGCCUACAAUGAAAUCCAAGCGAAUUCUCACAAUAAAGAAUAUAAAACAGCAAACUCGAUUGUAAAAAUAAGACAUCAAAUUCCAAUCCGAGGUCGAAGUUGA